CGCGCGGGGAGUGCACUCAGCGGGAGGCAGGAGCUCACACAUCCACAGGACAAAAGCGGGAGCAAGACGUGAUCUUACUGCUCGGCCACUCUCCGGAGUUUCAGACAACAGCAACAACCAGGUGGAGCUCUUACAUCACUGUGUGAUAUGGCAGAGGGGUGCUUGCUGAAGGGCCAGUCUGGGGCCUCCCUGCUGAAUGUGGGGGAACAGGAGCACACAGGCCUGAGUGAGGAGGCCCUGAGUAUCCUGGGCUCCCCCAGUCGCUUGGCGACCACUCUGCUGGGGCGUACUGUGGCUCUGACCAGGACGGAGGCAGAAACCAGAGCCGGGAGCAGCUGCGAUGAGGAUGGGACCAGCAGUAACUCUGGGAGACGGAAGAGAGAGUUCAUCCCAGAUGAACAGAAAGACGACGGGUACUGGGACAAGCGGCGGAAGAACAAUGAGGCUGCAAAAAGGUCCAGAGAGAAGCGCAGAGCCAAUGACAUGGUGCUGGAGAGGCGUGUCCUGGGAUUGCUAGAGGAGAACGCUCGGCUCAGGGCAGAGCUGUUGGCUUUAAAGUUUCGCUUCGGCCUCGUCAAAGACCCCUCUGAGGUGAGCAUCCUGCCGCUGUCUGGAGCCCUCAGCUCAAACCAGUACAAACCCCAGAGCGCUCCUCACAGCGUCCAACCUGUCCAGAGCCCCCCUUUACAUCAGGUGAGCACAAACGCAACAAGGGGAGACUUACCAGGCCUGUCUGAAGAGUCUCCCAACUCCAGAGUCUACUGUAGUGACCCCCCCACAGACAGGAGCGGGACCUGGGGGCAGGUGGAGGUGUGCUCAGUGGGAGCAGCAGAGGACAGGUAUCCCAACAAACAGGAUUCACCUGAUGGCAUGAAAAGCCUGCCACAUAAGCUCAGGUUUAAAUGUCCCAUCAAUGAUGGAGUAGAGCUGUCCCCCUCAAGUGACACCAGACCCAGAGUGCCCCCUGUUGCCACAGUAGGUCCCAGCGUCCACAUACAUCCACAUCCACAGACAGGGUGGGACAGAGGGGAGCAGAGUAUGUGGGGCGGUCAGGAAGGGAGCUGUCACUACUACACAUUCUCUCAGACAAACACAACAGAGGGUCCCGCAGAGGAGAGGGGUCUCCAGUCUCAGGUCAGCUCUCUCUCUCAGGAAGUGGCCCAACUCAAGAAACUCUUCUCCCAACAACUGCUCACAAAGAUUUCCUAAAAUCUUAAACCAGGAAACAGUGCCAAAACACUUCACAGCAGUUAAAAAGUCUACAUAGUAUCAAAUAAUUUCUACUAUAAUGAAAUAAUUGAGACUACAUCCACAUUUCUGUAUAUGUACAUUUUGUGAAUUUUGUUUUACUUUAUCAAUUCAAAUCUCAAACCAGAACUUAUUUAGAGUCAUUAUAUUUUUUUUUUCGAUAAUCAUUGUUUACACUGUACAUUUUUGACUAAACAGGUGAGUCAGAAACACUGUAUUAAUCUGUAGAAGAAGAAAACAGAUGCAUUGAAGUUCAGUCACAUCAGUGAUACAGCACACAUCAGGGGGCAACUAGUAUAGAUUACUCUCCCCCAUGUUUGACCAAUCAAUCACAUUACCCAGUGUAAUCCUUGAACAAACAGGUGCUAUACUUUUUUGUUUAUAUUCAUAGCCUAGACCAAACUGAACAUCCAGGAGAAUAUUAACUAAAUAACAAGUGUUUAAUCAAGGGUGUACAAAUGUUUUCAUAAAGGUUCAUAUAUGGAAACACACAAAAGAGAACACCAACAGGCUUGUGGAUCAUAAGUGCAUUUAGCAGAGACCCUUUAUUCAGGGUAAGAACUUUGUUACCUUAUCUAGUUUGUUAUGAUGGUAGAUAAGAUUUAUGCAAACAAAAUUCGAUCUCCGCCACAUUUUUCUAUGUGUUUGUUUUUUAUGCAAUAUUGUUUAUAACAGAUGUGAUAACGUAUGUUUUUCCAUUUAAAUACUGUCCACUUGUCCUUAUCAAUUAUUAAAAUUAAACUUCA
Molecule: messenger RNA, 1994 nt
Organism: Boleophthalmus pectinirostris (great blue-spotted mudskipper)
Lineage: Eukaryota; Metazoa; Chordata; Actinopteri; Gobiiformes; Gobiidae
Exons: 2
Coding region: 148-1209 (353 amino acids)
Biological process (GO): regulation of DNA-templated transcription; circadian rhythm
Cellular component (GO): nucleus
Molecular function (GO): DNA-binding transcription factor activity; DNA binding
Source: RefSeq, a predicted model, not a curated record